AUUUAUUUCGAAAUUUUGUAAUUAUCCUCUCUGAAAGGAUUUUGUUUUGGAACGGGAUUUUCUUUACCGUUCAUUGUAUUUUGAGGUGAACAGCACUUCAUAUUGGGUGGAAAUUUGCUGAACUACAUUUUGUAAGCGUGUUAUAGAAAAUGUAGAAAAGGCAACUCAACAGAUCGGCUGUCAGACCCUUGGAUGCAUUUUGGAAAAUUUUACAUCGCCAUCAACGAAAUAAGGUGAAGUCAGUAUGAAAAAUCUGAAGACUUCAAUCCAUAUAUUUUUUCAUCGUAAGGGGAAAGCAUUGCUAAAACUCUUUGCUGCUCUAGUUAUCCUUUAUUUUCUGUACUGGAAAUUGCAUUGCAUGAUCUUCACCCUGGACAAUGUGCUCUGUGUUUCCGUCACUGGACGCCUAGGUAACAUCAUGUUCCAAGAAGCCUUUGUAUAUGCAUUUGCCAAACAGAAAAGCAAACCUACAAUUGUGUUCAAUAGUGACAACCCACUGGUCGAUACGUUUACACUGGAGGGUUUGAACUGGAGGUAUGACAGUACAUACUCCUGCUCUUGUUACUCCCUGUAUCAAGAUAGAUGGAAUUGUGCAUUUGAUGAUACGUUUGAAAAUCUAGUUCCUUCCAAACAAACAUUUCAAGUUUUUGGAUAUUUUCAGUCAUGGAGAUAUUUUAUAGGUCAUGAGGAAGAAAUUCGGAGAAUGUUUACGUUUAAACCACAUAUAAAAGCGAAAGUCAAUGAACAACUGCGGUCUAUUGUUAGUUCAUUCAGUGACAGAGGGGUGACGGACAAGACCGUUCUCGUAGGAGUCCACAUAAGAAGAGGAGAUCUCGUCAACAAAAAAGUCUAUCUAGGACUCUUUAGAGAAUUUGGUUAUAAUGUGGCACCCGAGUCGUACAUACAUAACGCUGUCAAAUUUUAUCAAGCAAAGUUUCCAGAUGUCCUGUUCAUUGUGUGUGGAAAUGAUAUAAGGUGGGCCAGAGAAGUUAUGCAGAAAUAUGACAGAGUCUACUUUCGUGAGGAAAACACUCCCCCAGAAGACAUGGCCCUGCUGACUGGGACCCACCACACCCUAAUGACAGUGGGUACAUUUGGGUGGUGGAUAGGGUGGCUCACUAAUGGCACCACCGUGUACUACAAACAUACUUAUCAAGAGGGCACAGAUUUCGGUUUUGAAUUUCAUGGAAGUACAAAAGAUCACUUUCCACCAAACUGGGUCGGCUUAGAAUAAUCCGGCAAAUCGGAUUGAGAUAUUUUUUUUUUUGUAUAUGUUAAAGCUACAUGUUUGUCUUUCUAAUGUAUUCUUUUUCUCGAUAAAGGUGCUGCCCUUUCAACAUGAUAUAAUCAAUGUAUACAAAUUAGAAGAAUACAAGGAUUGAAAGAUAAUAUAUUAUGGAAGUAUGGAGAUAUUUCUACAUAAUCGGCUUUGCAGACAGAAUUAAGCGAGAUGCCGUUGUAGCCAAAGAAUAAGACAGGGGAAUGGGAUUAAGUUGAUAUCGAUUUGAAAUUAAUUAUAAAGGCCUCAAAGUCACCAUGGGUCGCAUCGGACUUAGUGAUGAAUCAUGUAUACUAAACGAAGUCUUAAAUGGAUACCUUAAAAAAUGAAGAUAGGUAUACAUGUAAAUUAUUUGCUCGUAUUAUCUGAAAGAUAAUUGGAAACAUUUUACAAUCAUAUCUCAUUACCUAUUUUCUGUACAGACAUAUAUUGUUAUUUCAAUGACAGUAGAUCUAGAUGUAUCAAAUAUUAAGUUGACACAACAACCACUGCGAAAUGAGAAAAUGUUUCAAUACAAGUGUAAGACAAUUUGUCUUUUAAAAAACUGGAUUGUCAGGAAUAUUUUGUAUACAACAGAUCUGCGAGUAUGGUAGAUUUGAAACACGGCAAGAUCUUUCCAAAAAUUGGUAAAUAAAUUAAAUGGCUUUGUAAGUAUUGCAUUUUUGGGGAAAGGUAAUAGUGAAGCUGAGUAUACUACCAGUAUUUGAUAUGAAGUGUUGUGUUUUUAUUAAGACGAACCCCGUAAGUACUUAUGAUUUCAAUACUGGUGUCCAUUGUCUUUCAGGUUUAAAAAAAAUGCAAAUUAUAUUACGAAAAUAACAUAAAUAUCCACAUUCAGUAGGAUUUUGUUUGUGAAAAAAAAAAGAAUACUGGCCCAAUGAUUAUACAAAUAAGAUGAAAUAUAUUUAUGACAAACGUCUUGGUGAAUUCAAUUACAAAUUGCUGAAUAAUGAAUAGCAUAUGUUGUAACUGCUUUUUAUUAAAAUUAAACGCUAAAUGUGAUUAUUGUGAUGAUAACAAUGAAAUUAUUACACAUGUGAUAAUGUAAAAUAUGUGUGGCUCAAGAUGAAUUCGGUUCAUAUUUGAUGUAUAAAAUAUAUCAAUUCAAAAUGACUUGUAGAAUACAAAAUAAUUUACAGUGUACAAGAAAACUUAAUGCUAGACCAAUUUAUCAAAUAUUCAUUAAAAAACCAAGGAUAUAAAUUUCAUGCAUCGACUGAUCAGAAAGAUA
Messenger RNA from Ostrea edulis (European flat oyster), 2510 nucleotides. RefSeq names its product galactoside alpha-(1,2)-fucosyltransferase 2-like. Gene Ontology annotation, biological process: carbohydrate metabolic process. The record is from RefSeq and is a predicted model, not a curated record. The coding region runs from base 245 to 1234 and encodes 329 amino acids. Gene Ontology annotation, molecular function: galactoside 2-alpha-L-fucosyltransferase activity. NCBI's taxonomy places the organism in Eukaryota, Metazoa, Mollusca, Bivalvia, Ostreida, Ostreidae. Gene Ontology annotation, cellular component: membrane. The transcript has 3 exons.